AUGAAGCUCUUCAAAACGGCUGUGCCGGUGUUCUGUCUCCUACUCGUUGCAUCGGGAGUGAUAGCCCAGCAAGACUACAGCUGUUCCUCCACUAGGCCAUGCAAACUUGGUUGCUGUGGUAAGAAUAAUGUCUGUGGCCUUGGGCCUAGCUAUUGCGCACCCGCGAAUUGCACUUCCAGUUGCAGCGCCAAGAGUGAAUGUGACCCAGGCUGGGGAUCCGCUUGGAGCCAGAGAGAGAAGUGCCCUCUGAACGUAUGCUGCUCCAAGUUUGGCUUUUGCGGAACUACCAAAGAGUUCUGCGGCGACAAGAAGGUCAAGGCACCAAGUUGCCCUGGUGGCUCUUCUGCAGGCAAGCGAGUGAUCGGCUACUAUGAAGGGUGGUCAACAACAAAGGCCUGUAAUGGACUGAACCCUGAGGACUUACUCUACACCGCUUACACUCAUCUCAACUACGCGUUCGCCUUCAUUGACCCGACAUCAUAUAAGAUUGCGAAUAUGCAAGACUCCGACUCGAAGUUCAUGCCACGACUCACAGCACUGAAGAACUACAACCCUGGGAUGGAAGUCUGGAUUGCCAUCGGGGGUUGGAGCAUGAACGACCCUGAUCAGCCGACCAAGCGCACGUUUUCUGAACUGGCAGCAUCAAAAGCGAAGCAAGACGUCUUCUUCUCAUCUCUCCUGUCUUUUAUAAAUAAAUAUGGCUUCGAUGGUGUCGACAUCGACUGGGAAUAUCCCGUGGCCGAGGAACGCUCUGGCACUCCUGCAGAUUACAAGAACCUGGUCACUUUUCUCAAGAAUCUGCGCGCGGCACUGGGAACUAAGGGCCUCACUAUCACGCUCCCAGCAUCAUAUUGGUAUCUCCAACACUUCGAUCUCAAGAACAUUCAGCCAUACUUGGACUGGUUUAACAUGAUGAGCUACGACUUACACGGCACCUGGGAUGGCACGAACCCUUAUCUGGGACCGUACGUCAACAGCCACACAAACUUGACAGAAAUUGACCGUGCCCUCGAGCUUCUGUGGCGGAACGACAUCGACCCCAAGAAGGUCGUUAUGGGCAUGGGAUUCUACGGGCGUAGCUUUACUCUCUCGAACCCAAGCUGCAAGUCCGCCGGUUGUGGCUUCAGCGCCGGUGGUAUCCCAGGCAGAUGUUCCGCGUCUGCUGGAACACUGAUGUUCUCUGAGAUCCAGGAGAUUAUCGAUAAAGGCGGAGCUCAAGUGACAACAGACAAAACAGCAGCCGUCAAAAUUGUCACUUGGGGCGGUAAUCAGUGGGUGUCUUACGACGAUGAAGAGACGCUCAAGUUGAAGAUGGACUACGCCAACGGCAAAUGUCUUGGAGGCGUCAUGGUCUGGGCUGCAUCAACAGACGACGCCAAGGGGACUGCAAUCAAGGCUCUGGCGAAAGCUUCAGGCCGAACCGACUUGUCGAAAUCUCUCUUCGCCAAAGCAGUCAGCAGCGACCCCAGCCAAUGUGUCUGGGGCGAGUGCGGUGCAUCGUGCCCAUCUGGUCUCGUUCCGGUCGAGAGUUCUGGGAGCAACGCAAGUCCACUUGGCAUCGAGCUUGGAUGCAACCAGGGAAAGCGCAACUUCUGCUGCCCAUCGAAGAACCCUCCAACCUGUAAGUGGAAGGGAAGUCCCAAGUUCUGUGGCGCGCUCGCGAAGAACCGAUGCAGUGGCAAGGAGAUCGAGAUUGCUGCCAGCACAGACGGAUGCUGGACUGGACACAAGUCUUUGUGUUGCACCAAGACUGAUUCAACAAGUACUCUUGACUCUUGCGAGUGGCUUGGUGCUGCCCCGUUUUGCUCAGCUGGCGCGACUUUCGGAUCCAUCCUUGGACUCGGCACAACACCUGUUGCUGGAGCAUUCUCCUUCCUUUCGUACGGCUGUCCCAACAAAGACAAGCCGAAAGAGCUUACCACUGGGAAGCAAGGAGAGGGUGGCCAGCAGACGUGUGCCUAUAACGGAGGCUUCAAGAGCUACUGCUGCAAAGAUCCCGUGCCUUGGAAAGAAUGCAAAUGGCGAUACGGAAACACUGCCUGGGUUCAAUGGAAGCAGAUACUGUCCGGCCCCCUCGCCAACCUCUUUUUCGACUUUUCAACAGACUGCAAGACCGGCUGUGAGAGUGGAGAAGUGACUGUCGCAACUGAUGGCUUUGGCUGUCGCUCUGGGACAUACUCUUAUUUCUGCUGUGGUAACCCGAACACGCCUGUCGAGCCCAAGUUGCCGGAGAUCAGUCUUUGUCCCAGCCCAGCAAACUUGCCGGACUUGUCCACGGUCCCAGAAGGAGGCUCGAGCCCCAAGAACGUGUUCAAAGAAGGCGAUGUCUUUGAUGAUAACUGCAUACUGCCGCCGACUAACAAGAGGCGACACAUGAUCCGAGCUGCUCGUCCGCAUCAGAAGGGAUUUGACAGCAAUGGCACGAGCUCGGAGGAAGCAGAGCAUCCGGUGCUCGCUGGUAUGGAUACUUCGGAUCUCUUUGGAAGGUCGUUGGAGAAGCGCGGUGCCAGGGACGUUGCUAUGAAAUUGUGUGCACCCGGCAAGCAGAGCAGCAGCAUCUACACUCAGAACUACCCCGGUGCGACCAGCAUCAUUCGCACUACUGGGAAGGCUUUCACUGUGGCUAAGCAGGGUGUCUGUGCCGCCGUUGGAAUCACAGCUCUGACAAAUCUUGAUCCGAAUACUAACUGGGUUACGGAGCAUGUUUUCGAAAAGCAGGAGUUCCGUGACGCAGUUGAGUGGAUGAUGGAUGGUAAUACACCGAAGGGUGUUGCUCUCACAGCCGGGAAAGCCCCCUUUACUGGAGUCUUCGACCUCAAUGGCCUGUUCCAAGAUACCUGGCCUUCGAAGACGUAUACCACCCUCACCAUUGUUCGAGAUUGGGCGGGCAACAUCAACGACGCUUUCACAGGUCUUCUUGGUCGGACGUCGGAUGCAGGUCUCAAUAACGCAAACGUCGUCAACUUGCAAGUCUGUGACGCCGACUUCAACCGCUACAAAGAGUUCAUCGUCGCCGGGAGUGACUUCAUGAGCCAAGCAACGUGGAAGAACUACAGCCCCACAGGCCGCAUCGCCAUCUUGUCUGAUGUGAUUGACACCUUUGCGUAUCGAGGUGAAGUAAGCGUCAUUACCUCAUACCAAAAAACAUACGCUUCACUGGCCACCCUCUGGGGCGACUUCGGUCGAUAUGCUCUCAGCAAGGGCGUCAGCUACGACUUUGCGUCCGCGUGGAAGCAGAUUGUUCCCGCCAAUCUUGAGAGUCAAGUCUCAUCCGCUCGGACACUGUUUGAGAGCUAUGUUAAGAGCGAGCUCACGUUCUGGAAAUCGACUGCUGCCGCGACAACGUACUCACCAGUAGUCGUCAAGGAAAUGACCGACAAGCUGACGGACUGGCAGGGGAAAGUGACGACACUCAUCGCGCUCCCAAUUAGCAAGAUGACAGCUUGAUUUUGUUAAGGACCCUGCAUUGGACUUUCUUUCUUCUCGUAUAAUAUAGACAUAACGAAACGUUUUCCCCGUCUCCCACUUCAUUGGUGGUGUUGGUCUAAUCCACCUGCUCUGCAGUAUCUCGCAACCACAA
Colletotrichum acutatum is the source of this 3580-nucleotide messenger RNA. Its product is annotated as chitinase. The record is from RefSeq and is a predicted model, not a curated record. The coding region runs from base 1 to 3447 and encodes 1148 amino acids. The transcript has 7 exons. Gene Ontology annotation, biological process: carbohydrate metabolic process. Gene Ontology annotation, molecular function: chitin binding; hydrolase activity, hydrolyzing O-glycosyl compounds. Lineage: Eukaryota; Fungi; Ascomycota; Sordariomycetes; Glomerellales; Glomerellaceae.